Messenger RNA from Paramuricea clavata, 399 nucleotides. The record is from the annotation of a GenBank genome assembly. Lineage: Eukaryota; Metazoa; Cnidaria; Anthozoa; Malacalcyonacea; Plexauridae.
AUGGCUCGAAAUAGUCAACUACCACAGCUUCGGUAUCAGAGUAUGGCACGUGAUAGUCCAGUACUUCGAUCACAAAUUAGAGAUCAGAGUGUGAUCCAAGACAGUCCAGAUACCCGAUCAUGGACUCAAGGUCAGAUUCAGCUACGAGGUUGUCAAGUUGCAACCGAGUCGGCCCCAGCUGCGACUGAAUCAUCAAAGAAUUCCCAAGCCAUGCGUAAGGUUAGAAAUAGUCAAAGAGGUCAAAGUCAGAGUGAGAUUGAGAACAAUCCAGAAACUCGACCACAGUACAGAGAUCAGGUCACUCAAGCCCAGGGUGCAAGUAGACAGAGUGUGCUACGAGGAAGUCAAGUAACGAUCGAAUCAUCUCCACCACCCAAUGCAAUCUAUAACAGUUGCCAG